This is a messenger RNA of Pundamilia nyererei, 937 nucleotides long. RefSeq names its product DBF4-type zinc finger-containing protein 2 homolog. The transcript has 5 exons. The record is from RefSeq and is a predicted model, not a curated record. Lineage: Eukaryota; Metazoa; Chordata; Actinopteri; Cichliformes; Cichlidae. The coding region runs from base 50 to 937 and encodes 295 amino acids.
GCCAGAACACAUUCGCUGAACAUCGGUUCAAGACUGUCAAUAAAGAAGAAUGGAACUACGGCACUAUGUCAAUUCAUCUGUUGGUAGGAGAGCGAGGACCAGAGACAAUCAGUCAGGAGGAGCAAUAAUCUUAAAGUUGGUUGGAAUCAGCUUUGGUCUGCUGUGCAUCAUCCAGUCUGCUGUUAAUGUUUAUAUCUGGCUCCAAGCUGAUGGGACUUCAGGUGGCUCAAAAAACAAUUCAACGUGCAAUAUCACCCUAUUGUCACCUGAUGACAUCUCAGCUGUACUCUUAGAGAGAGACCAGUUGCUUCAAGAGAAAAAACAACUUACUGAAGCGAAUGAUCGGCUGAAUCAAUAUAACGAAAGACUGCUUGAAGAAAACAGCCAGCUGUAUCGACAUGAAACACAACUCAUUCAAGAGAAAAAACAACUGGAGAAGAAGAACAAUGAGCUAAAGGCCACCAAUAGACGCCUAACUGAACAGAAGAGGAUGUGUAAUGACAAUAUCAUCAGUCAACAAGUUCAGAUAAGGGAUCUUCAGUCCGAACUAGACAGGGUGCAACCCUCUGCCUGUGCCACCAGUGAUGCCUGUCCCCCCAAUGCCGCCUGUGCCACCAAUGAUGCCUUUCCCCCCAAUGCAGCCUGUCCCACCAAUGAUGCCUUUCUUCCCAAUGCAGCCUGUCCCACCAAUGAUGCCUUUCCCUCCAAUGCAGCCUGUCCCACCAAUGAUGCCUUUCCCCCCAAUGCAGCCUGUCCCACCAAUGAUGCCUUUCCCCCCAAUGCAGCCUGUCCCACCAAUGAUGCCUGUGCCCCCCGAAUGCUGCCUACUCGCAACAGAGAGGAGGUUCAGCGCCUGACCGAAUGGUGUUCAUCAAACAACCUGGUCCUUAACACCAGCAAGACCAAGGAGGUCAUUGCAGACUACAGGAUUGCUUGA